This is a messenger RNA of Diospyros lotus (date-plum), 2261 nucleotides long. RefSeq lists its product as uncharacterized. Lineage: Eukaryota; Viridiplantae; Streptophyta; Magnoliopsida; Ericales; Ebenaceae. The record is from RefSeq and is a predicted model, not a curated record. Bases 63 to 2012 code for a protein of 649 amino acids. The transcript is spliced from 12 exons.
GUACGCCAUUGCGCGCCAAUUUGCGCAUAAAACUCUUGACAGGGAGAGAGAGAGAGGCGACAAUGGUGAUGCUAUGCUUCGUGUUGGAUCUGCGGAAUUUAUCGCCUUCGAUAAUUCGACUGUUGAAGCAGUCACUUUUGCAGCUGGCAAAUUUCUACGCUAUUUCAGAUCCGAUCGGUGAGCAACGGCGGCGGAAACCCCUCAUUGGUCGGAUCGGCCUGUGCUAUCUCGUCAAGGACAGAAUUUCUUGUUCCGAUGAGCUGAAGGUCGCGUAUUAUCCAAAAGGAAACUUCUGCCUCCGUGAUUUUCACCAUGCUGUCAACUGCUUGCCUGUGGAUGCCUUUCUGCCUGAGCUCAAUGAUUCUGGAGCUCUUUCUUGUUCUGAUGUGAAACUUGCAAGCAUCCUGAACAAUGAAGUUUUACACUCAAGUUGUGGUCAAGAGAAAGACAUUGCAAGAAAAGUGAUACUGAUCAGCUCAUGUGUGGUUGGAAAUCUAGAUUCUGUCAAGAAAGAAGUGCUUAUGGAAGCAGCUGAAAACUAUAUUUCUGUUGAGUUUUUAUAUCUGGAGCAAGAAUCAUGCCUUCCCAGUGAUUUGUCUGAAAAUAUCAGCAAUUUUGUGAAGCACAUUUCUGAUCUUGAGAAUUGUUCGUUCCGGGUCUAUCUGCCAGAUACACAAGUAUUAUGGGGCCUGGUAAAACAGUGGCUAAAGGAAUUGAAGGAUGACUUGGACGAACCGUUACAAGCUCAUUUAAUCUUCAAGAGCAAUAUUUUUGGCUCUCUAGACCAAAUAUCCUGCAAUCUGUAUGCAUCUGUCAAUUGCAUAAUUGAUGAGUUCAGUUCCUGCCAGACAUGCAGAUGUCAUGGCAUCCCAUUAGAUGAUGGUCCUGUAAAACAAAUCAAGAGGCCUUCUUCUUGUCCAGUUACAGGAAAUGUUCUGGAGUCAUCGGAUUUGAUUGAAAACUCUGUCAAGGUUGGAGAACAGACAAUUCUGUUUCUACCUUCAUUCAAAAACUGUGCAGAGUUGCAACAUUUUUCUCUGCCCGUUGCACUGAAUGUUAUUGAAAGGACUAGCCUGGGGUCCCUGAGCGAAGGGGUUAUUGCAGGAGCUUCCUUUAUUGUGACUCCAUCAGCUUUUCAUGAAUCUGAUGACAAUGAUAAGUUGGAAAUAAACACUCAAGUAUUUCAAGGACUUUGCAGCGUACUACACUCCCUUGACCAAGGUUUGGUUUGCACUUCAAGAUGUAAUGUAGAAACUAUGAAAGAAGCUCUCUUCCACUGCUAUUAUAUUCUUCUACCUUCAGAGAAGGGACUGAUGCUUCUGAGGCGACUCGCAGGAUCAGAAGAAGUUAUGUCUUUCCCAGAUGCUGGUCAAUUAAUGGGUUCUUCAGCAGCAGUCGAGAUUGAGAACUCCAUUAGAGCGUCUUUGCAGAAGAUGGGAUUAAGAGACUAUAAUCCAUUCUUACAUGAGAGAGGCUUCCAUCAAAAACUAAAUCUGCUUGUAAAGGAGAGCUUACAAUUUGGGUCAGCGCAUCCCAAUUUGAAAGACGCAACUUCUGAGCCAAAGACAAUCUUGCUUGAUGCAUGGGAAGAGGCUGCACCAUCAGCAGCAAAACUUAUAGUUGUAGAAGAGGAGGUCCCAGAAUCCAAUCUUAAAGUGGGAGAAGACCAAGUUUCAGCUCGUGUUACAGAAGAAUGGGAACAGCUGAUCAUCAGCAAAGCCCCCAAGAUUUGUUCUCCUACAUGUACUUCCAAACCGAGGUUGGAUCAAGCCGUCUUAUCACCACAAGAUGGUAGCAGGCAACUGGAUGAAAAAACAUCUAGAAUACUGGAGAGGUUAGAGGUCCCGAGACAGUUGAAAAGAAAGACACCUCUUCUCAAAAGCAACUUCACUGCAGAAGAGCGCGCGCCAACUAAGGUGCCUCUCAUACCAUUCCAGCCCACUGACCAAUGCUCAACACCCAUCCAGCCAAUGAAACCCAAUUUCCAAAAGCUAAAAAGAAAGCAAAGAUGAACAGGACAGUCAUCGUGAACUUGGUGAGAUCUCUGUCUUCUGUCAUACAUUUGUUUCCAACUAUUUUUAGCAUUACUAAUUACUGGGCUAGCAUAAAACAAACACAACCUAGUAACUAGUAACACGGGAGUGUUUGCCAGAAACAGAAUUUGCUGACACUUGACCUGACACACAUUGUAGCUAAAAAACACAAUUUCUUCUUUCCAGCAAUAAGAAGCCAUUGCCAUCUCUUAGAUGUUCUUCACUUAA